UUAUAUCACUACAAUAUCUGAUUUAACUGGAUCUGUAGCGUUUAAAUUUGGUCUUGCUAGUAUUCCUUUGAUCUUAAGCUCAUAUGUCUUUUGCAUUCCUGGUAAAAUGUUUCAUUUUUACACAGGAAAAUGUGACAAUUGUUGAUUCGCCUGGUGUAGGAGAAAGCAAGGAAAUGACAGAGAAGCUAGUUAAAUACCUCCCAAAAGCUGUUGCUUUCAUUUAUAUUGUUAACAGUGCAAAUGCAGGAGGAAUCCAGGAAGAUACUAUAUUACAAAUCAUUUCGGAACAACAGAAACUUGUCACAGAAACAGAACUAUCUAGUUUUGAUCCAAAAACUAUGCUGUUUGUAUGCAAUAAAUGGGAUGUUGUGAUAAAACGUGGUGAAAGCGAGAAAACGUGGCUAGACACAGUUCGAAAACUUAAGAUGACAAUUCCUGGACUAACUGAGGAUCAUAUAUUUAAAAUGAGUGUCACAGAGGCUGUUAAAUACAAGAAGAGCAGUAUAGGAAAUACUGAAAUGUAUCAGCAUUUACUGAAAGGACUUAGUCAAUUCGUCCAAGACAGUUUGGUCGCCAAUAUAAAGAGACAUUACAGGUGGGCUUUUAGUCAACAAUACUAACCAUUUUGGAUUAAUAAUUCCAAAGGAAUAA
Messenger RNA from Ruditapes philippinarum (Manila clam), 651 nucleotides. RefSeq lists its product as uncharacterized. The coding region runs from base 84 to 620 and encodes 178 amino acids. The record is from RefSeq and is a predicted model, not a curated record. Lineage: Eukaryota; Metazoa; Mollusca; Bivalvia; Venerida; Veneridae. The transcript has 3 exons.